AUGCGGGGACUGCAGCACGAGAACAUCGUGCGUUACUACGAGCACUUCGUGCUGCGGCAGCAGCAGCAGCUGUUCAUUCUGAUGGAGUUCUGCGACGCGGGGGACCUGCAGCAGCAAAUCGAAAGGGCCCACAAGCACCUGGGGGGCAUCCCGGAGUCCAGCGUGCUGGCGGUGCUGCUGCAGCUGCUCCGCGCCCUCGCCUACUGCCACGAGGGAGUCG
Eimeria tenella is the source of this 220-nucleotide messenger RNA. RefSeq names its product Mgc81305 protein, related, related. The record is from RefSeq and is a predicted model, not a curated record. NCBI's taxonomy places the organism in Eukaryota, Apicomplexa, Conoidasida, Eucoccidiorida, Eimeriidae. The annotation marks the transcript as partial. The transcript has a single exon. Gene Ontology annotation, molecular function: protein kinase activity; ATP binding. Gene Ontology annotation, biological process: protein phosphorylation.